UGCGGCCGGGCCCGACUCUGAGCCAGCGCGCAGGAUUUUACGAAAAUCAAGUCAGUCGCGCGCCAACAAUGAUGGUGUGAAGUUAGUGUCGCUCCCCCUCAGAAAAACACGCGUCUCCCAGUGAACAACGAAACUUCAAACAGUAAAAAAACAAUCCCUGUACAUAGUUUUUAUUUAUUCAUCAAUACUAACUUAAUUUACGUAAGUUUUGUGAUCCGUAACUUAUUUUUUACAAAGUAUUUAGAAAAACUGUGAUUGUUUUAAGUGUUAUAUAUAGUGAAUUUUAAGUGUUUUUUUGCGCCUUGGAGGUAUUGAUAUGUGAUUUUGGUUGCUUGUGCCAAAAUGGUUGAUAACAGUUGCGUUAUCGAAGGGACAGUGAAAUUCAGAGACGGGAAGAAGUGGAAAUCAAGAUGGUGCGUCAUGAGAAAACUGUCACCAGUUGCAG
Anoplophora glabripennis (Asian longhorned beetle) is the source of this 445-nucleotide messenger RNA. RefSeq names its product protein Dok-7-like. Lineage: Eukaryota; Metazoa; Arthropoda; Insecta; Coleoptera; Cerambycidae. Gene Ontology annotation, biological process: neuromuscular junction development; positive regulation of protein tyrosine kinase activity. The record is from RefSeq and is a predicted model, not a curated record. Gene Ontology annotation, molecular function: protein kinase binding.